UUUAACUUGUGUGUGUGAAUAAAAGGCGGCUGAAAUGUACUUUUAUUUAAUUGCAAGUUGAACAUUUCCAUGCUUAUACUGGGCCACAGGGCUUGCAUGUAUCGUUAGAACUGCCUCCACACAGGCAUAGGGAAGGAUUACUAUAGAAUGUUGGCGAACUAUCGUUGUGGAGGGGGAAAAACACGUAGAGCUGAGUCUGCGCGACGCAGGGGAUCACUGCCUACGAAGUUUAUCGGGCAAGACUACGCCGACAAAUCCUAGGACACAUUCGGCCGCACUGUAGCCCUAUAAUUCAUCAAGCCUUCUGAUGGAUGAAGUCUAGAAGCCCUGUUUGAUUUGGUUGUGAUUAGUUUUGAAGAGUGGAGGAAGAAGGAUGUCGGAAUUCAUGCCAUACCCUUACAGAGGGCCAGGAGGUGCUUUGAUGCGCUUCAAGAAAAGAAAGUCACGUUUCACAUUCCAGGAGGUUGAACUGCUGCUCAGUGAGGUGCAGAAAAAGCGCCAUAUUCUAGUUGGAAAGUUCAACCGAGGCAUUUCGAAGGAUCUGAAAAACCGCACUUGGGCGGAUGUGACGGCACGUAUCAAUGAGGUCAGUGAGUGUCAUCGAGAAAUUAUUGAAGUCAUUAAGAAAUGGGCAGACCUCAAAUGCGACACCAAGCGGAGGGUGGCCGCCAUGAGGGCAUCGGGAGCCACGGCCGCCCAAAUCGCACAAGAGCUGUCGCCUAUAGAAACUAUGGUGCACCAGAUCCUUCAGAUGUCUAACCCUAACAAAAAUGUGAGCAGUUUGGCAAAUGAUGACCAAAUGGAUGACGAAGACGAGGACAUUCCAGGUCUCUCUGAGAUACCGCACAGCUUCUCACACAUUGCAAAUGGCAGGCCUCAUUCGUUUGGUUUGCCAAUGCCACCUCCCUUUCACACUAGUAUCCCAGGCAAAAGUGAUACAGAUCUUCCUGCACACAUGAUGUUCAGCAAUUCAUCAGUGCCUCAAAUAGAUGUCCAGACUGAAACAUCAGAAAAGGAAGGCAGUAACAUGCAGUUUAUUGAACCAAGAAGCCAGCCAAACCAGAAUCCUAUUGGUAUUCCUGGAUUCCUCAGCCAUCCUAUUGCUGAGAAGAGCCAUGUUCGAGAAAAACCUAAUCACAACACAACAUUUAACGGCCCCUCAUCUGCCAGUAUCCCAACAUUUAUAGCACCUUCUGCAGUGGCCGCCCCAUCAUCACGUUCCGCUCCUGCUCCUGCUCCCGCUCGGCUCCCUCCCCAACCUGCUCCUGUGGAGCCUCGCAGUCUGCAGGAACGUUUAUCCCAGAGUGCCUCGCUCAGCCUGCAGGAACAGCAGGCCACCACACUGCUGAUAGGGUCGUUGUCUCGCUCACUGGAGUCGCUCGCGGAGUCGGUGCAGAGAUUGGUCCACACCCAGCAGCAGUUUUCACGCGACACCUUACAACUGCAGCGUGACACACUCCACGUCCUGCGUGACUUCUCCUCCAAUGCCUUGACUCUUCUGCAGGACAAGGUCAAUGGACAUCCGUAGCUCUAUCAACAGCUACAUUUGGGAGCAAGUUACACAAACAGUGAAUGCUGAUAGCAAAGAAAAUACAAUAAGCUUGAGGAUAUAGUGACACUAGAGUAUAUGGCAAUCUUUGAAAAUGUUUUAAGAGUUACAGAGCUGACAGGACUAAAAGAUUUCCCUAUUUAUAACAUAAUAACCAAAAUAAGAAGCAUUAGAAUCUAAAACAGGUUCUUUGUAGAGUUCCUUGUAUGUACCGACUGAAUAUUUUCAGUAGAUGGCUGGGUCUCAUAGACUGUUGGACCAAUUGCGUGCUGUUUUAGAGGUAAUUUAAAUGGGCAAAAAAUUAUUUAAUAAUUAACUGGUAAUUUAAUAUAAUUAUAUUUGUGGUGCUUUUUAACAUAUUGCAAAGUGGCCAUUAAAUUGGCUGGUUUUAAUUUAUGUAAUCUGAUUAUUAUUUGAUUUUUCUUUAUUUAGCUUUGUUAUUCUGAUGGUUCUCCUUGUUUAACUUUUAAAUCCGUUUCUGGCUGAAGCGUUGUUUAUCAGACCUGCUGUAAAUGUUAAUGUUCUUUUAGCCAGGUGCAUUAUCUAUUUUAAGUUGUUUCUCUUAACUUGAAUUUCCAAAGACUCAUUAUUGUGUUUUAUUUUUCCUCCAGAUGUGAUUUUAAAUUCUGAUUGAAGGCACAUUAUCUUAGCUGUAGCUCCUAUGGACCUGUGUUUGAUCUCCCAGAAAUGAAGUCAGCGCACUGUUAAAAAAAAUGUCUCCUGCUUUAAAACCCAAUGUAAAGGAUGGAAAUAAAACAUAUAAUUUGAAAUAUUAUUUGAAAUAAUACUGAUUUUUAUUUGAACUGUUUUUCUUCCUUCAGAUUAAAGGAAUAAUCUACCCAGAAAUGAUA
Molecule: messenger RNA, 2400 nt
Organism: Onychostoma macrolepis
Lineage: Eukaryota; Metazoa; Chordata; Actinopteri; Cypriniformes; Cyprinidae
Exons: 5
Coding region: 374-1528 (384 amino acids)
Cellular component (GO): nucleus
Source: RefSeq, a predicted model, not a curated record